AUGGGAGUUCUUCACCUUCACCAUAAAACAUUGCAACUUGCACGUCUAUCUUUAAAGAUACCAUCCAGCCGCUCGCUGCCUCCGACUCUCUGCAGGUUUAAACCUAAAUCUUUAUCUCAUCACACUGUUAGAACGCCGCAUAACUCCAAUUCCACCGCAAAGAUGAGCGAGAUCACCCACCCCACCAUUAAGGAUGGAUGGUUUUCUGAAGUCUCCGACAUGUGGCCUGGUCAGGCCAUGAACCUCCGGGUCAACCAGAUUCUUCACCAUGAGAAGUCCGAUUACCAAGACGUCCUUGUCUUCGAGAGCAGUGACCACGGCACUGUUUUGGUCCUGGAUAAUGUUAUCCAGUGCACUGAGCGAGACGAGUUUUCUUACCAGGAGAUGAUCACCCACCUCGCCAUGAACUCCCACCCCAACCCCAAGAAAGUGCUUGUUAUCGGUGGAGGAGACGGCGGUGUCCUUCGAGAGAUUGUCAAGCACGACACUGUCGAAGAAGCCGUGCUCUGUGAUAUUGACGAGGCCGUCAUCCGAGUGUCUAAGAAAUACCUCCCCGGAAUGAGCGUUGGAUUCCAGCACCCCAACGCCAAGGUCUAUGUCCGUGACGGUUUCAAGUUCCUCGAGGAACAGAAGAACCAAUUCGACGUUAUUAUCACAGAUAGCUCCGACCCCGAGGGCCCAGCCGAGGUUCUAUUCCAGAAGCCAUACUUCGAGCUUCUAUAUGGCGCUCUCCGUGAAGGAGGUGUCAUUAGUACUCAAGCUGAAAACCAAUGGCUCCACCUCUCCAUGAUCACCGAGCUGAAGAAGCUCAUGCGUGAGGUUUUCCCCGUCGUCGAGUACGCAUACACCACUAUCCCAACUUAUCCAUCAGGUCAGAUUGGCUUCUUAGUCGCCUGCAAGGAUGCAGAACGCAACGUCCGCGAGCCCCUUCGCAAGUGGAGCAGAGAAGAGGAGGAUAAACUCUGCAGAUACUACAACCAAGAAAUCCACCGUGCUAGCUUCAUUCUUCCCAACUUUGCUCGAAAGGCCCUCGAAUAA
Molecule: messenger RNA, 1038 nt
Organism: Trichophyton rubrum CBS 118892
Lineage: Eukaryota; Fungi; Ascomycota; Eurotiomycetes; Onygenales; Arthrodermataceae
Product: spermidine synthase
Exons: 5
Coding region: 1-1038 (345 amino acids)
Biological process (GO): spermidine biosynthetic process
Cellular component (GO): cytosol
Molecular function (GO): spermidine synthase activity
Source: RefSeq, a predicted model, not a curated record